Peronospora matthiolae is the source of this 282-nucleotide messenger RNA. The record is from the annotation of a GenBank genome assembly. NCBI's taxonomy places the organism in Eukaryota, Oomycota, Peronosporomycetes, Peronosporales, Peronosporaceae.
AUGGCUGCGAACAUCUCGAAUACGUUCCACGUACGUACUAUCGUGGCUCGUCGAAAAGAACUCGAGUACGCAUUCGCUAGAUGCACUCAAAACAAAAGUGGCCACAUGGGUGUACAGGCGCUAUCGAUGGUGGUAGACAUUGGUGCAAAAGAACCAGCACUUGCCCCUCCAGUCUUGUCGUCAUCCAAACGUGUUUCCUUACUGCGGAAAGAUGAUGCUAUUGCAUCGCGGAGAAAUACGUCUUUGGAGUUGCGGUAUGACACGCACUUUGACUCUGGCUGA